Molecule: messenger RNA, 2901 nt
Organism: Penicillium brevicompactum
Lineage: Eukaryota; Fungi; Ascomycota; Eurotiomycetes; Eurotiales; Aspergillaceae
Exons: 4
Coding region: 1-2901 (966 amino acids)
Cellular component (GO): kinesin complex
Molecular function (GO): protein binding
Source: RefSeq, a predicted model, not a curated record
AUGGCAUCCAACUCUAUCUCGUUUAGUGGCACCAAUUACGGGGUUCAGGUGGGGGUCAACCAUGGAUCGAUCUACCCGCCCAUAGAACGGCCAGAGACUCCACCGGCACCUUUCUCGAAUUGUCCGUUCCGUCGUGAUCCAGACUUUGUUGAUCGUGGAACGCUGCUGGAGGAGGUAUAUCAGAAGGGAUGUGUCCCCGCGGCUCGGAUCGCGCUUGUGGGCCUUGGUGGUGUCGGGAAAUCGCAAUUGGCAAUUGAAUGCUGCUACCGGAUUGAAGAGCGUUCUCCCCAGACAUGGGUCUUCUGGAUUCACGCAGCCAACGCUGAGCGAUUCGAGAAGAGUUGCUGGGAUAUCGUCAAUCGGCUCAAGAUUCCAGGGCGGAAGGACCCUAAGGCAAAUGUGUUUCAGCUGAUUUACAAUUGGUUUUUGGACAAAAGAAACGGCAAAUGGGUUGUCAUCUUGGAUAAUGUGGAUGAUAGUCGAUUUCUCCACGAAACUCCGGCAAAUGCAAACGGACAAGAGGACAGGGAAGGUCCACUCUUGGAAUACUUCCCUGUAACCGACAGCGGCUCCAUUAUUAUCACAUCCCGCACCAGAGAUGCGGUUGAUAGUCUUGUGGAGCCCGGCGAUAUCAUCACAAUAGGACCGAUGAAUGAAUCAGAUGCAGCGGAGCUUUUCUCAAAGAAGCUAGGAGAGCCAGGUACACAGGACGCCAAUCAGCUUAUCCGAGAGCUUGAUUUUAUGCCACUUGCAAUCGUACAGGCUGCAGUUCACAUCAGGCACAGAGCCCCUCGUCUCUCUGUGUCUCAAUAUCUUCAAAAGUUCCAGCAAAAUGAUCGAGAAAGGAUCAGGCUGUUGAAGCAUGAGAAGGGGCAGCUCCGUCGAGACAGAGAAGCUAAAAACUCCAUUCUUGUUACUUGGCAAAUCUCCUUCGACCAUAUACAGCGAGUCCACCCAGCAGCUGCGGAUGUUCUAUCCCUCAUGUGUCUGUUCGACCGACAAGGAAUCCCAGAGAAUCUAAUUCGAUACUACAAACGAGAGAUGGAUGACAACCACAGCUUAGCCUCGAGUGAGAGCCGUGGCUUUUCCAGUAUCCUGCAUGAUUCCGCCAAAGCAGACACAUCAAAUCCAGCAUUGAAAGCAGCAUCUGCUGUUGAGCCAGAGUCCGAGACUUCCUCUGUCCACAGCACUGACAGUCUAUUCGAGGAUUGCAUAUCGACAUUGAGAGACUAUUCUCUGGUACAUAUUGAUGUGGAUGAUACAGCCUUUGAAAUGCAUCGACUCGUUCAACUUGCCAUGCGGCAGUGGCUUGAAGCCCACGGUCAGCUCGAGCAAUGGAAAAAACGGUUCACCGGCAUACUUCUACUGAACUUCCCCACUGAACGGUGGGAUAGGUGGAGUGUUUGCCAAUUGCUUCUUCCACAUGUCUUGUCUGCUGUCAAGCAACCACCAACUAAAGAGCUAACGUUGGGCAAAUGGGCUCAAUUGAUCCAAACCACUGCUGAAUUUACGCUAGACAAGGGGAAUUAUGCUCGCAGCGAAGAGCUAGCCAUGUUAGCGUUCAACACAAGAGCUAAUCUGUUCGGCUCUCAAGACGAAAGAACACUUGACAGCCUUAGCGUGGUGGGGCAAGCGACUCACCAGCAAGGGAAAUGGAAACAUGCAGAACAAGUGCAUCGCCAAGUGAUAGAUGCCCAUACACAAAUAUCGGGACCAGAAAGUUCCGCUACCUUGACCGGCAUGAACAAUCUGGCGAGCAUAUACUGGGCACAAGGCCGAUGGGAUGAAGCCGAACAGAUCCACCUACAGGUCCUAGAGGUGCGGAAGCGUAUUAAUGGACCAGAGGACCUUGACACUCUGGCAAGCAUGAGCAAUCUGGCAUCAACCUACGAAGAGCAAGGCCGAUUGAACCAAGCCGAACAUCUUCAAUUGCAGGUUCUAGAGGCGCACAAGCAUAUCCGAGGACCAAAGCACCCUCAUACCCUAACCAGCAUGGGCAACCUAGCAUUGAUCUAUAACCGCCAGGGUCGAUGGAGCGAAGCCAACGAGCUCGAAAUGCAGGUCAUAGAGGUGUAUAAGCGUGUUCUAGGACCAGAGCACCCUGAGACUCUGCUUAGCAUGAGCAAUCUAGCAACGACCUAUAGCCACCAAGGCCAAUGGGAUCAAGCUGAAGAGCUCCAAGUGCAGGUCCUAGAUAUGCGUAAGCGUAUCAUGGGCCCUGAGCACCCUGACACUCUGAUGAGCAUGAAUAAUUUGGCAUCGAUUUAUCGAUAUCAAGGUCUAUGGGAUGAAUCCCAUGAUCUCCGAGUGCAGGUCCUAGAGGUUCGUAAGCGUAUUCUAGGACCAGAGCACCCUGACACACUGGCCAGUAUGAGCAACCUGGCAUCAACCUACAACGACCAAGGGCGAUGGGAUGAAGGCCAAGAGCUCGAUUUGCAAGUUCUAGAUGUGCGUAAGCGCAUUCUGGGACCAGAGCACCCUGACACUCUGAUGAGCAUGGGUAAUCUGGCAUCAGUGUACUCCGAACAAGGUCAAUGGAGCAAAGCUCAAGAGCUUGAAGAGCAGGUGCUCCGAAUUCGCAAGGAGGUUUUGGGACCAGAGCACCCGGAUACGUUGCUUGGUAUGAACAAUUAUGCGCAUACUCUGUGGUUAUCGGAUCACAAUAGCUCUGCCAUCCGGUUGAUGACUGACUGUGCUCAAAUCAGCAUCCGAACAAUGGGUCCUGAGCAUCCCGACACCAUCCAUGCAACCAGUGUUCUAGAUAAAUGGCGCGAGACAAAGAUGCCCUUGUGUGCAGAAGACGUCGAAUCACCGCCUGAGAAAUUGGGUGAGGCAAUCGAGGACAAAGGGACGAAGAGCCAACCCACCACCCCCAGCCGAGUCGGCGCAAGCGGUCGAUAA